Molecule: messenger RNA, 1302 nt
Organism: Penicillium vulpinum
Lineage: Eukaryota; Fungi; Ascomycota; Eurotiomycetes; Eurotiales; Aspergillaceae
Product: inositol polyphosphate multikinase
Exons: 2
Coding region: 1-1302 (433 amino acids)
Biological process (GO): inositol phosphate biosynthetic process; phosphatidylinositol phosphate biosynthetic process
Cellular component (GO): nucleus; cytoplasm
Molecular function (GO): inositol-1,4,5,6-tetrakisphosphate 3-kinase activity; inositol hexakisphosphate kinase activity
Source: RefSeq, a predicted model, not a curated record
AUGCCCUCGAAUCCAGAAAUUCGAAAGACACCACAGCUAGGCAGCGAAGACCUGGUUCCUUUUGACCAUGCUGCUGCGGGACACGAAGGCGUUCGCUGUACGCCUUCUGGCGCCCUAAUCGCGAAACCAUGCACGCGGCAGGAGGUAGAGUUCUAUGAAUCCAGCGCGCUCCACCCCGCAUUCCAGGAGUUUAUGCCCCUCUACGUCGGAUCGCUCUCUUCUUCCGAGCAACAGGAACCACUGGCAAUUGCUGCCGCCCAAGAAUCUGGCGUCCUUCCUCUUCCCGACUCCGUCAACGUGGCCAUCGAUUCCCCCCUUCCUAGCCAACCGUUAUCCUACACAGCCUCCGCCCACGAAGAUGGCGCUGCCCCUGCCAAAGAGGAAGGCGCGUGGGUACCAUCUGGCGGCAAGAAAAUUGAUACUGGCUUGUCGAUUGUGCUGGAGAACGUCGCCUGUGGCUUCCAUCGGCCGAACGUGCUGGAUGUCAAGCUCGGCGCACGUUUGUGGGCCGACGAUGCGCCACUCGAUAAGCGGAAUAAGCUUGAUGUGGUGUCUGAAGAAACUACCAGCUCUAGCCUUGGAUAUCGCAUCGCGGGCAUGAAAGUUUGGACUGGCCACGAGGGGGAGACCGACGAGGGCGACCGGACAGAUCCGUAUGCUACGAAAUACGAGGGCGCAGAGGGUGAAAAGGGUGAAGUCAUUGAGAAGGAUGGCUAUCGGAGGUAUGAUAAGUGGUACGGCCGCUCUUUCAAUAAGGAUACUGUCAAGCAAGGCUUUGAAACCUUCCUUGCUGGCGCAAAGGCGGGCAAGAUAGACCGAUCAAAGAUGGUUGCCCAGCGCGUGGCAGAAGAAUUGAAGAACUUGCAGCGGGUUCUCGAAUCUGAAGAGAGCCGGAUGUACUCUGCGAGUGUGCUAGUGGUCUACGAAGGAGAUGUUGAAGCGAUGGAACAUGCAAUUGAAGAGGAAAAGAAAGCCCCAGUGUCUCUUUCUCGGGAAGAAGAAGAUGAUGAAGAUGAAGAUGACGAGGAAUUUGAAAUUCCUGAAGGAGCUUUGGAGAUGGUCGAUGUACAACAGCUUGGCGAUGGGAUGCCUCAACAGGCUAUCAAUAUCAGCAUUGAUCCCGAAACCAUGCAGAUGGCCGACGACGACGACGACGAGGAAGAGGACGAAACUCCCAAAGUCUAUGCCCUCCGUCUGAUUGAUUUCGCACAUGCUAGUUGGACCCCUGGACAGGGCCCGGAUGAGAAUCUUCUCAGGGGUGUGCGCAGCCUCGUCAAGGUCUUCGAGGAACUGGCAGAGUGA